Molecule: messenger RNA, 531 nt
Organism: Triticum turgidum subsp. durum (durum wheat)
Lineage: Eukaryota; Viridiplantae; Streptophyta; Magnoliopsida; Poales; Poaceae
Source: the annotation of a GenBank genome assembly
AUGGCCGACGCUAAAUCCCAAGGCCGAGCACCGACUACCGCUCCCGCUCCCGCUCCCGCUCCCACAUGGGCGCAACGGACCGAGGCCCUGACACACAUCCUGACCCACCCGUCCCACUCGCCGUCGCUCCACUCGCAGCUCUUCCUCGCGUCCCGCGUCCCGUGCCCACCUCGGGGCUCCUCCUACCCGCCUUUCCUCUGCCCCGGCGCGUCGCUCCUCCGGUGGGCCCUCACCUCCGUCUUCCUGCCCCGCGCCGCGCGCCUUGGCCUGCCGCCUUCGUCCUGGCGCUCCCGGUGCCCCUUCCAGUUCCCGCCGCCGCUCGUGCCCUCCGCCGGCAUCGAGCCGGCACCGGAGCGGUGGACCGAGGCCGAGCUCCGGGGGUACGCGCAGCGGCGGCGGGCUCGGAGGGGGCCCAUGAGGACGCGGCCGCCGGUGUCCAUGGCGGGGGUGGUGCUGACGACCGUGCCCAACAUCGUGAUCAUCGUGGUCAUCAUGCGCGAGCUCUUCUGGGUCCGGCCUGGCCGCUUCUGA